Molecule: messenger RNA, 2560 nt
Organism: Toxotes jaculatrix (banded archerfish)
Lineage: Eukaryota; Metazoa; Chordata; Actinopteri; Toxotidae
Gene: st8sia5
Product: ST8 alpha-N-acetyl-neuraminide alpha-2,8-sialyltransferase 5
Exons: 9
Coding region: 493-1836 (447 amino acids)
Biological process (GO): N-glycan processing; oligosaccharide metabolic process
Molecular function (GO): alpha-N-acetylneuraminate alpha-2,8-sialyltransferase activity
Source: RefSeq, a predicted model, not a curated record
UGAAGCAAAACAAGCAUGUUCGGCAUCGAUGUCGUUUCUUUAUCUGAUUAAAUAUUUCAGGGUUGAUUCCGGACAAAUUGCCCUUUGAGCGCGUUAUUUUGGAUAAUCUGGAUCACUUGCUUCCGACCGAGCGACUGCACCUCUUCGAGACGAGGAGCGCAUGAAAUCCGAUAGAAAUCAAGAGUUUCCUUCGGGACAUUUAAUAUUUUUUUCCAGCCGUCUGUUCACAAUAUACGUACAUAUUUACAAAUAGGAUUAAUUUUCUGUGGCAGAAUUGGAUGCAGGGCCGUUAAUGGUUUGUAAUUGAAAUCACAACCGGCCAUACAUUGCGAUGCUUAUCAUCCAACAUCAAUGAUGCGAUGGCGUGAGAGCAGGAAAACAGCCUAGGGAGGUGAUGGACAAUGUCGAGUCCAGCGGGUACAAGACACCUGCGCUCCUGGUCCUGAAUGCAGCGGAGAGAGACACCUAACCGGGUGUCACCGUCAGCCCUGGAUGCUGCGCCGAAGAAUGGGAUACUCCGACCCAUCGUCGGGUAAAGAUAUACUCGGCAAUAGAUCGCUUUGUUUCAUAUUUAUUUGCGCAUUUGGACUCGUCACACUAUUGCAACAGAUUCUAUAUGGGAAAAACUACAUUAAGAGUGCGCAACAGUUUAGCCGACUCAAAGGAGACGAGACAGGAAAUUGGACCGGUCCCGUUAAUUUCUCCGAUGAUGGAUCUCUGAAGCCUGCCAGAAAUGGAAGGAAAAGAUGUUUCCGUCAGAAUUUUCAGCCAGAUUCACAGCUCUCCGUAAUAGUCACACCCUGCCUAGCCGAUAUUAAGAAGAAAAAAAAACGCUCUCAAAGGUAUCUGGAAAACUAUGAUGGCUCCUUUGACUACAACUCCACUGCAUGCAGGGAGCUCAGGCAGGAGAUUAUGGACGUCAAGGUCCUGACAAUGGUGAAAACCUCAGACCUGUUUGAGAGAUGGCGAAACCUGCAGGUGUGUAGGUGGGAGCAGAACAAGGAGGAGACCAGCAACUUCAAGAUGUCUCUGUCUCGCUGCUGUAAUGCACCUUCCUUUUUGUUCACCACCAAGAGGAACACUCCUGCAGGGGCCAAGCUGAGGUACGAGGUGGACACCAGUGGUAUCCUUCCCAUCACCACUGAGGUCUUCAAGAUGUUCCCAGAUGACAUGCCCUAUUCCAAAUCACAGUACAAGAAAUGUGCUGUUAUUGGAAAUGGUGGCAUCAUCAAGAACAGCAAAUGUGGAAAGGAAAUUGACUCAGCAGAUUUUGUGUUUAGGUGCAACAUACCACCCAUUAAUGAGAAGUACUCAGCUGAUGUUGGCACUAAAACAGAUCUGGUGACAAUAAAUCCGAGCAUUAUCACAGAGAGAUUUCAGAAGCUGGAGAAAUGGCGGCGACCGUUUUAUGAAGUCCUCCAGAAUUACGAGAACUCCUCAGUGGUCCUUCCAGCCUUCUACAACACCCGCAACACCGAUGUAUCUUUCAGAGUCAAGUACAUGCUGGAUGACUUUGACUCCCAGAGAGGCGUGUUCUUCUUCCACCCACAGUAUCUGCUCAACGUGCAGCGUUUCUGGGCGGUGCAGGGCGUCCGGGCCAAGCGGCUCAGCAGUGGCCUGAUGCUUGUGACUGCUGCCUUAGAGAUGUGCGAGGAGGUCCACCUCUACGGUUUCUGGGCGUUUCCCAUGAACCCCUCUGGCAUCUUCAUCACUCACCAUUACUACGACAACGUCAAGCCACGGCCGGGCUUCCACGCGAUGCCCCACGAAAUUUUCAACUUCAUUCACAUGCAUACACGCGGGAUCAUCAAUGUACACACGGGGCAGUGUACGUGAUCCCUCACUCCUCUGCUUAACGUGAUAGCUCAACAUUUUACCUUUAAUAUGUUUAUUUUAAAGCAGAUUUACUGUCAUGUUUAAUUUCUGUGAGGGAGACAGUUCACUAUUUCCUGCCUGUUUAAAAAGAGAGUUGGGCUCUCACUAACUCCACUACACGUUGAAGGUUGCUUGCUUUAAUUGCCAACAUACUUCUCUUUUUGAUGCGUACCUUAAGUUGUUUAUUUAGCCAAUCAAAUGACUAUGGUUAUCUGUGACUCUCUGACCAUAGAAUGCUUGUUUUUAAUGUGAACAGUGGUCUUCAUAGUGAUGUUGUUUCUGUGAAGUUUUCUAGUGGCUCUGCUGUACAGAGGUGUCGUUUUCUACUCAACACUGCACAGAUAUUUAUGCUGAAAUGAGGGCACUGUGGGCGUCUUCGUGUCCCCUCAUUCCCCCCUCUCUUCUUCUCUCUUUAUCUUGGACACUCUGUGGGUGUGGCAGCUUUUAAUGUUUGUGUAAAACAAAGCCUGAACCUUGACAUUAAGCUAAUAUUUAAAGAAAGGAUGAAAAAAGAUAAAACUAACAUCCAUUUGUCUACUUUUGUAAUCUAUUUCCUAUUCACCAGAUUCACUAGGUGAAUAUUUUAAAACACUCUUAAUAUGGCCUGUUUUCAGUGGCCUACUUUCUCCCAUUUAAAAUUUUCUCUGAUGUUUCUGGUAAAAAAAAAAAAAAAGGUGUACAAGAA